AUGGCGCCGGCUUGGCGAGUGAAAGACAGAGAGGGAGAGCGCGCGCGCGAGAGAGAGAGAGACAGCAAGAAAGGGAGGGGGAGGCCGUUGGGAGUCCAGAAGGAGGGAAGAGAAUACGAAUGGGUUGGUUUUCUGUCACUUUGGUUCAUCUAGCCCCGAAUCCUUCGUGAUGAGAAUCCACAGAGACUUGACCGCUUUGAGAGAAGAGAGCAAAGAUGGUACUUUUGGUGGGAUGUUUGUUGGAUCCUUUUUUUUUUUGUCCUUGGUUAUGGAAUUGGAGUCGUAUUCUUUGAUGUUAGCCCACCACCAACCACCAACCAAUACUACAUACCAAAUGCUGUGAUACGCUGGCAUACCUUAGGUAGGUACUGCGGUAGGUAAGGUAAGGUAUCUUGCCAUUUUCACUUACGCAACCCACGUAACCCACGCAACGCAGGGCGAGACGCGGGUGAUGCCCGGUUCGGGCCUCUUGCUGGGAGGCUUGCGUUCAGCCUACUGCUGGGCGCGUGGGAUCCUCGUAGGUGUGUGUGCGCGUGCCGUUUCAUGCAUGCAUGUACGGACGCGGCGCAAGUGUAGGUUGGCUGGCAAGCUGGUAGGAGGAUUGGGAUGCGUCGCUGAGGAGGCGGAGGAGGAGGGCAUGAGAUGGAACUGUUGGGGCAGAAAUGUACCGGAUACUAUGACAGGCGUACGCAAUGGAAGGAGCAGGAGGGGGGAUGGUGGCAUGUACGGGGACCCGAGCAGCUGGGUAGGAAUGACGAUGAUCCCCCCCUCCCAUUCCCUCUACGGAGUACCUAUCUUAGCAUAGAAACGGGAGAUGAUAAUUAGACUGCGAGAGUGCGAGAACAAAGUAUCAGGAGGUACGUAGAGAGAGGGGGGCAAAGGUGGAAGACUCCGCUGGCGCGUUUACGGAUACUUUCCCACGUUGUUUGAACCCAGGUCGGCCCGCCUUUUCAUCCCACCCCUUGCUUUCCCACGUUAUGUUUCCGACUGUCACUUUUGCUUUCUCUCCCACCGUCCCAUGGUGUGUUCGUACAUCAAACCCCACACCUCCUUGUCCGGUGGCUUGCUGGAGUGGUGCUCGGUUGACGAGCUGACGGCGGACACUGGGCAGGCAGGGAGUCUGAUGUUGAGAGGGCUGUCAUGUUUUGUAUUGAGGAGGUAUUAAUAGAGGUCAGACAGACGUUUGGGAUGGAGGGGGGAUGGGAACGUGGGAACUUUGGGAAGAUGUGUCUGGUUUGACGUAUUGGGUACAAAUUGGGUGGGGUUUGCACGGUGCGGUUGUUGAAUACUUACCUUUGUGGGGUGGAGAAGAGAUUGCUUCGAGUUGUAUGAGAAUGACCUGAGGCAGUCGAUGCAUUUACGACUAACAAAGGAAAAGAGGAUUGUGGUGUCCGUGGUUAACUACCCGAAUAUUGAGUAUCGGGUUCAAGAAGCUCCGUUGUAGGCAAUGUGUACUUGAGAACCCGGUUGGUGGUAAUGAUGCAGCGUCAAUCGCUGAUCUUCGGCCAUGAAGCUAAUUGACCGCCCGCUUGCAUAACAGUUCCGUUCAAUAUCUAGUGGUUCGUAUGUAUGUACUCCG
Messenger RNA from Colletotrichum acutatum, 1579 nucleotides. RefSeq lists its product as uncharacterized. The record is from RefSeq and is a predicted model, not a curated record. Bases 452 to 805 code for a protein of 117 amino acids. NCBI's taxonomy places the organism in Eukaryota, Fungi, Ascomycota, Sordariomycetes, Glomerellales, Glomerellaceae. The transcript has a single exon.